This is a messenger RNA of Phytophthora nicotianae INRA-310, 411 nucleotides long. RefSeq lists its product as hypothetical. The coding region runs from base 1 to 411 and encodes 136 amino acids. The record is from RefSeq and is a predicted model, not a curated record. NCBI's taxonomy places the organism in Eukaryota, Oomycota, Peronosporomycetes, Peronosporales, Peronosporaceae. The transcript has a single exon.
AUGACGGCCCACUUGCAACCUGCUGACUCCGCGUGGUUCAAGCCUCUAAAGGACAACCUCAUGGAAAGCUCCGACGAAUGGAAGCUGAUCGGAGACUUUGAUUACACUCGUGGUGGAAACGUCAAAGCUCCUCGCAACACGGUGGUGCACAGCUGGUUGACUCGCGCUUGGAAGGCGGUGUCUGCCGAAACAAUCGUCACUAGCUUUCGACGCUGUUUCCUCGGAGCCGAUGAUCAACUUGCGCUGAGAAAGCAUUCCAUCUACGGGGAGGCUAUCAAAGAAGCUCUGGAGAACCAGCGUGGUGACGCUGAUGCGGCCACAUCAGUCGAAGCUGACCAAGUCCUGGAGGAGGAUAGCGACUCGGACGGUGGUAACGAUUUCGUAGUUAGCAUCGCCGAACUUACGCUGUAG